Silurus meridionalis is the source of this 1688-nucleotide messenger RNA. RefSeq names its product C-C motif chemokine 3-like. Gene Ontology annotation, molecular function: chemokine activity; CCR chemokine receptor binding. Gene Ontology annotation, cellular component: extracellular region. Lineage: Eukaryota; Metazoa; Chordata; Actinopteri; Siluriformes; Siluridae. The coding region runs from base 1086 to 1388 and encodes 100 amino acids. The record is from RefSeq and is a predicted model, not a curated record. Gene Ontology annotation, biological process: cellular response to type II interferon; immune response; cellular response to interleukin-1. The transcript has 3 exons.
GCAGUCAGCGUUCACAUUCAUCCCAAAGAUGUUUACCAGAGCUACUUCAUGCUACUGCAUCCAAUGAGAUGUUCUCUACAACUGGGUAGCAGUUAUGGCUGGAAAAGUCCAGUGUCCCAAUACUUUUGUUUAAAUAUCAUAUAUAGUACACUGUUUUGUAGACCUGUGACCUUCACACCCACACCAGGUUCUUUCCUAAACUCAUAAGGUGGAAGCACAGAAGAGUCUAAAAUGCCUUGUUGUAGGAAAGUUUCCCUUCCCAGGAAUGCCAACUCUAACCACCACAAUUCCCUUGUGUACAAAGAGAAGUUAUAAAGUCACAUUUUUCCCCCGAGGCUGGUGUGGAAAAACUUGCAUGACACAAUAUGAAAUGGUUCUGCACACUAAAUGUGGGGCAGACCUUUUCACCCAACAUUAGAGCCUGGUUUCUGAUGCUCUCGUAGCUGAAAGAACGCAGAUCUCACAGACGCCUCAGAAUCAAAUCCUUUCCCAAAGAGUGGAUAUUAUAAUAAAGGCAGAUCUGGAAUGGGAUGUUUAGGAAGCACACAUGGUUGAUGAACAUGUCUCUGAAUAAAAUUGAAGGUAAAGAAAGAUAAGCUUCUUAAAAGCACUAUAAUGAUUGUGGACUCAUUUUCCCCUCUGCCAUUCAUGUUGCCCCUGAUAAUACAGAUCCCUCUGUCACCCUGUCACCACUGUCUCCUCUUUUUCUCCUGCCACCAUUUAGCUCUGAAUCUUAACUACAUUUAUUUGUUUAAAUCCAAAAUAAUAAUAAUCCCAAUGGUUUCAUUAAGACAUUCCUCGGAGAGGUGUGUCGGACAACUUUCCAUUUCCUAACACUUUUUUUUUGUUGUUUUACAAACAUCAUGCUGACAUUAGAAUAAAUAAGAGAAGUGAAAAAAUAUCCAAUCGUACGUACUGUAGACCAAAGUCCCCACUUCCUUUCUCUGGGGGCUUCCCCAAUCUGUGGUCUGAUAUGUAUAAAAGAGCAGGUUGACUCUCUAAUGAACCACAAACAGUGAGAUCUCCUCAUCUACAGUAAUCUCUUCAUCAGUCCUUCAGCUGAAGAUCUCGAGCAAGAAAGCAAGAUGUCGGCCUGCCGUUUGAUCGUCCUGUCCGCCGUGGUGCUGGUGCUGCUGAGCGCCGUCACGUUCACCGAAGGGAUGCGUUACAAGGCCACGGCAAACGUCUGCUGUUACUCCUUCAAUCAGCGUCCACUGAGAGCCAACAUGGUGACCAGCUACAGCCUGACCAGCCCGCAGUGCUCCAAACAGGCCAUACUGUUCAAAACCAAGAAGGGAAAGGAAGUGUGUGCCAAUCCCACUGACGCCUGGGUGAAGGGGCUCAUCAAGCUUUUGGACAACAAGUCAGGAAGCCAGGGAUCUAUCUAAUCCCCUGACCUUCAUCCUCCAGAUCAUCGUCAUCAUGAUCGAAUUCAGUGAGAAGAUCUUUCCAGAUCUGGCCUCCGAAACGCCGCUAACAAUUUACCACAAAAAAGCUACUUAUUCCGAAAAUGAAUGUCUUUAAAAGAAUGUAGGAGACUGAAUGUUUCUCUGUGUGUGUUUAGGGGGGGGAAUUUGUUUAUUUUAUUGUGACUCACUAAUUUUAUCUUUAUUUCUACUUUAUUACUGACUUUAUCACUUAUAUUAUUAAGUGCUGAGGAAGUAGUAUCAAUAAAUAUGAUUCAAAAA